UUUGGAGAGUUGCAAUUUCAGGUCGCUGCGCUACAUGGGCAGAAAGCAUGGUCUUGGACGCUCUCUUGUUAAACAUAUGGGAUCAGAACUUUCUGAAAGAUCAGGGCGUCACGUAGUUCGAACAAACAGUGAUCGGGAUUGGUCUCGUCUACCUGUUCAUUCAGUCACAGAACAAACAGGUUUAGAUGAAUUCUUUAGUAUUGCCAACCUUGCCAAUCAUGAAUUCAAAGCUCAGAAAAAGAACAUCAGGUUUCUCACCCCAUCCGAAAUUAUAGGCAUACCAUCUCCCGCCGACCGCUCUAAAAUUUCAGAAGUCCAGAAUAUGUAUAAAGACUUUCUCAAAAUACCCAGAAGUUAAGUUAAUGUUUAUUUAUGUGUGUGUUGAGUGGGGUGUUUGUUUACCUUUUUAAUUCAUGUGAGCUGCUUUAAAAUCUACCUAAUUGGUUGCUGAUGUUUUUACUAGUUUCAGGUCUCAUAAAUUCUAUCUCGUUAGAUAAAGUUAACUUUGCCAAAGUAUUUCUCAUUACUGUUGGGGAAUAGUAGAAAUGAGUUGUUGACUUAAAAGAAUUCUGUUUGGUUUAGUCUUUAGAGGUUUAACUUUCUAUCGAUUUUGCUUUUGUAUGUUAAGGUAAGUAGACGCAAGAGACACACAUGUUUCUGAAUGCCUAAAGAUCACUAAUAAUGUGCAAUUGUUUCAUUAGGUAUGUUGCGUUGCAAGGAUAUUGGAGAAUAACUAAGUCGGUGGAUAAGCUUCCAUGAUUUGAUAUGUCACUUACUGGUAAAAAAAACUAUCCAGCAAAUUUAUUCUUCAUUCAUUUAGUAACCUAUUAAUAUUCAGAUCGUUUUGCAUAGGAUUAUUUCCAAAUAAAAGGGUUCCACCGUUUGAUUUUUAUUUGCUUCCUACAGACCUAAGUGGAGUCCAGAAAUGUCAGUUGAUACGUUGGAUAGUCUUGAAAAGGAAGAAUUCUUGAAAUGGAGACGGUCAUUGGCUUUGCUUGAAGAAAAAGACGGCAUCGUUCUUACUCCUUUUGAGCGGAAUUUGGAGUUCUGGCGUCAGCUGUGGCGUGUCGUGGAACGUAGCGACGUUGUUGUUCAGGUGGUCGAUGCUCGUCAACCUCUUUUAUAUUAUUCGAGUGAUUUAGAUAGUUAUGUUCAUGAAGUUGAUUCGAACAAGACAUCUGUGGUUCUUGUUAAUAAGUCUGACUUUCUCACAAAUCAACAAAGAGCUUUAUGGGCGGAGUAUUUUAGAACUAUUGGUAUUAACGCCAUAUUUUGGUCGGCUGUACUAGCCAGUGAACAGAUGCUAGGACAAAGUCCUACCAAUAUGACCCAACCUUGUGAUAUUUCAACCAAAAUAAUUAGUGGAACCAGUUUGGAAUCCGAGAGUAAUUCUGAGGAAAGUCAAACCGAGUCAGACACUGAUAGUGAGGCCAGUACAGUAACUGUUCAUGAAGAAACUAACGAGGAAAGCCCUAAGGUUGUCAGAUGCACUACACAGUUGCCGAAUAGACUGGAUUGUAAAAAAAGUGAUCCUUGUAAUAGUACAAUCAAUACAAAAGAAAUCAGUAAACCGAUUUCCGAGUUCUCUUCCAAUUCUGUUAGAUGCGAUGUUAUUGAUGCUGAAACAUCUGCUCAAUCCAAUAGACAAAAUGGUGAGGCGGGAGCUAAGGUUGUUGGAGUUGAGGAGCUAAUAAAUUUGUUAACCGAAAAAUUCAGUCCCUCCAGUCGUCAAUUAAAGGAUCCUUUGACAGUUGGCUUCAUUGGUUACCCAAACGUUGGGAAAUCUAGUACACUCAACGCGAUACUAGGUCAUAAAAAGGUUCCGGUGUCAGUUACACCUGGGAAAACCAAACAUUUCCAGACCAUUUAUGUCCGAUCAGACUUGAUACUUUGCGAUUGCCCGGGAUUGGUGAUGCCAUCUUUUGCUUACUCUAGAGCGGACUUAGUUGUAGCUGGCAUAUUAUCAAUCGAUGAGAUGCGUGAUUAUUUAGCUCCUGUUGGUUUAGUAAGUAAACUUUCCAUGUAUCAUACCAUAUUUAAAGAAUAUGUUUUCACACGGUUCUUAUGGUAGCUGUUAUAAUCUCUUUCUUACGGUUAUGACCCAUCUAUUCCUGUUGCUUAGUAUUCUCGGACACCGAUUCACUCGACAAGUCCCCAAAUCAGAACACGGUUGAACAGGAAAGAGAUUAUAUUCCAAAUAACAAAUUUAUAUGGAAGAAGCAAGUAAGUAAUAGGGAAAACGUUAGUAUAUUUAUAGUUUUCCACAUGAGAUUUCUACAGUGUUCACUAAGUAUUGCCUAACGCUGAUUAGACAAGAAUUAGCCAAUCAGCGUGCACCGAAACAAUCAUGCAUUGAGCAUGCUUUAAUCCACUCUAUGUCCCGCUAAUAGUAGCAUUAGAUUGUACUUUGAUAGAAUUCGAGAAAUGAGUUGCAUUUUAUUUUGAACUCAUUACGUAAAUGUUUUGAGAGCCCAGUGUUAGUAUUCCCUGUAGGAAUUCCAAGUAGUUCAGUCCUAGACAUCGAAAACGAACAGAAAAUAAAUAGCCCAGUAAAAUGGGGUCUGGUAAUGUUGUCUUUAGGGAUCAUGAAAUCGGAAUAAACCAUCUAGCUUAUAGGACUCAGCUUCACUAAAAGUGUCCUGUGAUACAAUUAUUAUCCGUCACUUGAAGACAUUCAAAUACUUAUAACUUGUAGUAUAAGCUGUUAGCUUGUUGGUUGAUCAUAUAAUAAUACAUACGGUUAUUAUAACUAUCAGUAAGUCUGUAAAGCUAAUUCUUCUGAGGUGGUCAGGAUGUGUCACUUAUUAUUGGCUUUCACAAAUGAGGCUGGUAUAGGAGUAGCUGCAGUAGAUCAGAAUUGAUGAGUUAAAGACAUCCUGUUUGUCUGUGAAACCUUUAAUUAACUGUUUAAGUUGGGUAGGGAAGUAUAAAUUUUUUACUUAUGCCGUGUUAGGUUACCGAAACUUGUGGUGGGCGGAUUUUCGUAACAUAACGUAGGUUACAGCAGCGUAAAAUUAGCCAAUGUUUGUCUCACUAAUAACAACGAUAUACUUUUAAUAUCUUGAGAUGGUGGAAAAGAUUUGUAGCUCAGGUGGAUGAUUUUGGUGGAGUUUUGUUCUCUGAGCUGGAUGGUUUGGUCGUGGAGCUUUCAUCGUUCUUCUGAACGACAUCAUCAGCACAAACUUCAGAUAGAUAGACUUUUAAUAUCCAAAUUAGUGGAAAGUUUAAUUUCCUAACGUCUAGUGACUCAUUGUAAGGCAUUUCUUCGGAGAAUAUGUAUAUCUUCUUUGCCGUAGUCAUUUUAUUAUUUCAAAACUUUUAUAUCAGGUUUCACCUUUUUUUCUAAUCCUUUAGUUAUUUGAUAUCAUCAUUAUUUUCACUCCUUUGACC
Messenger RNA from Schistosoma haematobium, 3390 nucleotides. It is a transcript of the gene LSG1, whose product is annotated as large subunit GTPase 1. Gene Ontology annotation, cellular component: cytosol. Gene Ontology annotation, molecular function: GTPase activity; GTP binding. The coding region runs from base 926 to 2071 and encodes 381 amino acids. Lineage: Eukaryota; Metazoa; Platyhelminthes; Trematoda; Strigeidida; Schistosomatidae. The transcript is spliced from 7 exons. Gene Ontology annotation, biological process: ribosomal subunit export from nucleus. The record is from RefSeq and is a predicted model, not a curated record.